AUGUCUUCCACCGAUAAUACUGAGCUGAUUCUUGCCGUUGUGGCACUUAUCAUUUCUAUUCUCGCCUUUGUUAUCGCCAUCUUGCAGGCUCUCCAGCAGUAUUUCGCGUCGGCUACGGGAUAUUCUUCUUGCAGCGAAGCUGUAAUAGGAAAAUGGGGGCGCUUCUCCAGGCGCCGGAUGCUUUGGUCUGAGUUCCGCAUCGAAGUACAUUUCGAAACGCCCGUGUUAUUUGUCGCAAGGCCCGAGAAUACGAGAGGGCCUCUCGGAAAUGAUGAGGAUUUCCGUCAAGAGGAUAGGAAAAUUAUACGUCUUGACGGCAGCCACACAAAUCUCAAGUACACAUCGAGCACUGAAGAGUUCAAUGCGCAGCAACAGAAGAACAAGAAAGAAGCCAUCCGCACAGCAGACAACGAAAACGCAACAUGGUGCCACUUGCUGAUGACCAUCUAUCAAAUGGAGAAUGAGUCGCGUUCAUGGCAGAAGGAAUCGCUAGGCUACCAGCCUCCCUGCGAUCCAUCGCCUCCUCACUCAUUGAUUGUCUGCAUGCAGAGAAAGCAGCGAGUCUGGGAUAGCAUUCCCCAGGGUCUCAGUAAACCCUAUGCCACAACCACUAUAUCGCAUCUAAUCGAGAUCGCUGCCAUGCUUGGCAUUCACUGGAAGAAUUUCGAUUUGGAUAAUGAUCGUUAUCGAGCCCAAGGCAACGGCUUUGUCCUGUAUGGCUCUUACGUCGAUAAUUUGGGCAUAUCUUUUACCUUUCAGAAACAAGGCCGGACCGUAUUUGGACAAAAUCGUUUGAUUCCAAACCACGACAUCAAGCAAUUGUGCUUUGGUUUGGCACCAACAAUUCUCCAUCGGGAGAUGCUCGUUUACGUCGAUGGGAGUGAAGAUCAUGCAACCUUGCAACUUGGCACCUUGGCAGAAAUUGCUGAUACUCUAGCGGAGUUUGGCUGUGAUAACAACACGAUUGGCUACUUUAGAAAGAACGCCGAAAAUGCUCGUCAUAGCCAUUUAUUUCCUGUUCCCUUCGAAAUACUAGGAAUGGUUGGCCAAAUACUUCACAUAAAGGAUACAGCUUUUCGGAUGCUUCCUAAUCCCACAGUAUAUUACUGGGAGCCCAACACAUUUUCCCUUCCCACACUCACCAACAACAUUGUCGCUCUACUGAGGGUGGCUCAAACACAGACGGCCCGUACGGAAGACAGUGAUCAGAUUUCUGAAAUAUUGGAUUGGUGUGAUGAUAUUGCGGAAAAGGUUGAAAAGCCGCCCAACGGAUCAAUCCAUACCAACAUCAGCGGUACAGCUACGGCUGAUAGGAUUGCGCACUUGCGCGGGGGCAUAGAGCUCUGUGACCAAUACUUGAAAGGCGUUGACAUGGUGAUGAUUUACCAAGUCGUUCGCGUACACAUCCAAGAGGUUUUGGGGAUGUUGAAUCAGAAACCGGGUGACGAACCUGAGGAUGAGAGUCUUGAUUCUAUUCGCAUAAGCGACUUUGAUUCCGCAACGGUGGAUGAAAAGCAUCACCUCCUAGCACGAUUAUACUGCAAAUCGGUACGGCUGAACGUCAUAGAAACUGUUUACAAGCAGCGGUCACAGUACAACCAGAAAGCAAACACGUAUGCGAUGGCGGAAGACGUGGCGGACUCGGGGGCUACAACAAAACGUGAGAUUAACAAGAUUUGGUGUACCCUCAUAUUCCGAAUGCUUCACUGGCUCCAACUACACGACUUUCAUAAAAAGGACAUUCAGAUAAGCAAGGGCGAUGCAUAUGAGAGUCGCACGCCGGUAUACAUACUCUAG
Trichoderma aggressivum f. europaeum is the source of this 1797-nucleotide messenger RNA. RefSeq lists its product as uncharacterized. Lineage: Eukaryota; Fungi; Ascomycota; Sordariomycetes; Hypocreales; Hypocreaceae. The transcript has 2 exons. The coding region runs from base 1 to 1797 and encodes 598 amino acids. The record is from RefSeq and is a predicted model, not a curated record.